CGCCCUCACGCUGAUUGGCCGCCGGGAACACUCCGCACAGUUGUCAUUGGCUGGGCUGGCUGGACAAUUGCCGGGCAGCCUGCAAGGGAGACUCUCAGCACGUGCCGAUCCUGCAGGCAGCUGUCACUUCCGUGUUCCUGCUGUUAUCCCUGCUAGCCAGUGUUGUAAGUUGCCACCAUGUCGUCCACCUCCCUGACAGCCGUGGUCCGCAACUUCUAUGAUGAAUACAUGAAGAACACGCCCAAGAAAUUGAAGAUUGUGGAUGCCUACCUCUCCUAUGUACUGCUGACUGGCAUCCUUCAGUUUGUGUAUUGUUGUCUGGUGGGCACCUUCCCCUUCAACUCCUUCCUGUCCGGCUUCAUCUGUACUGUAGGGUGCUUCGUGUUAGGAGUGAGUCUGAGGUUACAAGCAAACCCACAGAACAAGAUGCACUUCAUGGGCAUCUCACCUGAGCGUGGAUUUGCCGACUUCAUCUUCUCGCACAUCAUCCUCCACCUGGUGACCAUGAACUUCAUCGGCUGAGCUCCACAUUCUGCCCUUCUUCAUCCCUUCCACCACUACCACCACCACAGCCUCCAUCUCUGUUGUUGCUGGUGUUUCCUUAUUGUUGUUGGCUUUGACUUAGUUUAUCAUUUCCUCUUUGGUUGUAAAUCUUUCUUUCAGACUCACUCACUCCCUCUUCUUUCCCUUUGCCAUGAGUGUGUGGGUAGGAAUACUGUUUAUAUAUUUUUCUAGGGUGUGGUUUCUCCCUUAUCUGGGAUGUUGUGCUGUGCUCCCCACUAAGUAGUCUCCAGCACACGUGAUUCUGUGGUGAUUCAACCCUUCAAUUUUUACUGCAGCAUGUUAAUUGAUUUGAAAUAAAGUGUAUGUUUAUUACACAAAAGAAAGGAUCAACAGCAGCUCCACUUCACUUCUUGAUACACUGAAGAUUUGUUUUUUACAGAAUACAUUUUCUUUCUAAGGCGAGGCAAUACAUGGAGUGUGUUGAUGUUCAUAAUAAAACAGACAUUGUAA
This is a messenger RNA of Portunus trituberculatus (swimming crab), 1014 nucleotides long. It is a transcript of the gene Dad1, whose product is annotated as dolichyl-diphosphooligosaccharide--protein glycosyltransferase subunit DAD1-like. Gene Ontology annotation, cellular component: membrane; oligosaccharyltransferase complex. The record is from RefSeq and is a predicted model, not a curated record. Gene Ontology annotation, biological process: protein N-linked glycosylation. Lineage: Eukaryota; Metazoa; Arthropoda; Malacostraca; Decapoda; Portunidae. Bases 178 to 522 code for a protein of 114 amino acids. The transcript has 3 exons.